AUUGAAGUGGUACGAUACUUACCAGUUUCCGGUCACGCCCCAAUACCAGGAGGCGACCCAGCGUUCAAUUGGAGACAGAUCGGCCUGGGAUGUAACAUAAUCUGUUUUGUGGAUCCAGUUAAUUUAUAGUAAAUUUAUAGCUGUAUAGUACGCAUCUAUGAGAUAAGAGUACACAGAUCCUAAAACGGUGACAGAGUAAAGGGCAAACAAAGGCCGUGCGUGUCUACUCUCGAGGAAAAUGGACAUACACAAUGCUGCUAGUGCUGGUGAUUUAAGUGGUUUACAAUAUGCCGUCAGGAGGGGAGAUGAUGUCAACAGUGUGGAUGAAAUUGGGAACACUCCACUCUUGUUGGCAGCCAGUGGAGGUCACACUGACUGUGUUACAGAGCUGCUCUCCUCAGGAGCCGUGGUGGACCUGGCUGACAAGAAUGGGCGUACUCCACUCUAUUGGGCAGCCUGGGGAGGUCACACUGACUGUGUUAGAGAGCUGCUCUCCUCAGGCGCCGUGGUGGACUUGGCUAACAAGGAUGGGUACACUCCACUCUUGUUGGCAGCCAUGGGAGGUCACACUGAUUGUGUUAGAGAGCUGCUCUCCUCAGGAGCCGUGGUGGACCUGGCUAACAAGGAUGGGGACACUCCACUCAUACUGGCAGCCCUCUGGGGUCAGAAAGAUGCAGUAAAGGAGCUUCUCUCAUCAGGGGCUCCUGUUCUCUGCACUAAUAAUGAUGGAGACACUGCUCUGAUGAGAGCCAAGGAAUCACAUCACCCUAAUCCUUCAAUAAUAAAGUUGCUUGAGGAAGCUGCUGAAUCACAUUCACAGUCACGUGUACCAGUCCUUCCCAAGAACUGGACUGUUGUCACUGACACAGAAACGAAGAAGCCAGUCUACCAGAACAAGGCAGCAGGGGAAACCCUCUCCACACCACCUGGAUAUCCCCUGCACCAAACCUCUGCACACCCUGAUGUCACUUUCUAUGGCGUGCCUCAAGAGAAGGAGUUCACCUCCAGUGGUGGCCAUGCUGACUUUGAUAGUGGAGUGCAAGUGACUGUUUCAGCUAAUGCUGUCCCAUCAGGGACCUCUGUGAGCAUUAAGGUACAACCCAGUCUCGCCCCCAAGGAUGUGUUUGUGAUGCCUGAGGGCAUUCAGUCUGCCAGUCCGUCCUACUUGAUCUCUGGUGAAGGUCUAAACGGAGAGGUGACCCUGAGCAUGGAGCAUCAUGUACGAGUGUCCACCCAUCAAGAAGCUGAUGACCUCCUUUUUCUCCAAGCUGACUCGUCUCCCAAGAGAUCUGGUACAAAAAAUGUGUACGAGUACCAGGAGAUACAAGAGGCAAGGUCAGUGUUCACUCCUGGAGGGAAUACCGGGAGACUGACGCUGGGCACACGACUGAAGAAGUUCUUUAAAAUUGGCCAGAGGGGGAAAAAAGGCAAGACCGACAGUAAUCUCUACACUGUCAGAGUCUACCGGUCUCCUCCACACACAACUGGUGACAGGAUGGCUCUUGUCAUUGUCAGCUACUUUAACCGUCUGUUUCUUGAUUUCUUGCAGAGGUUUGAGGUUGACAUCAUUCCCCGAGAGUAUCCACACUUGUCAAGUAGCCCUGCUGAUAAGACAAUUAAACAACCUCUUUGCUUUGUCCAAGUUGAUGCAGUACUGGAGCUAGUCUGUGAUCCAGCCUGGAGGAGUGUGCCUGACCAGAGAAUGAUUUCCCAAGAAGAAGUGGACCUGCCAGUGAUUGGUAAGUUCUCGCCAGAGAAGCUUCAGUGCUACCCACCCAGGAUAGUGUGUCGGUUCUUCCCUGAGCAAGGAGCUGCCUCCUGCACCACAUGCACUCUCUCACUGUAUGGCUUUGACAAGCCAGUCAGUAUGGACAUGGCACUGCUCACUCCUCAGAGAUCAGUGGACACUAAACAACUCAAGGAAGCCACUGAAGUACUGAGGAGAACAGUUGGGGAGAUGACCACCUCACAGCUUGGCUCUACUGUGGAGACUGUACUGUCACUAAUGGAGAAAAUGACAACUGCGCUUCAGUCAUCUUCUCUGAGUGAGCUGACAGCCCACACUGACUCCAUACGGACAGAGAUAAAGGCUGUCCUUGUAGUGACCAGGAGGGUUGUCCAGGAGUGCACAGUACAGAGCAUCAGUGAGAACAUUGAAGCCAGUCUCUCUAAGAUGGAGACUUUAUCUCACCAGCUUUGUAAGGUUGCCAAGGUCAAACUCAGAUACUGUCAAGAAGACCAGUCAGAGGAGACAGCUGCUCUUGUUGACCUGGUGGAGAAUGGAGCUAAUCUGUUGAGAGCUGUGGACUGUCUACUCAGGGACAUCCACACGCUCAGUGGAGUCAGUGGUAACGCUGGCUACAGUGUGCUUAUGAGCUGCAGUGAGAAGAUAGUCCAGUCACUCUCUGAGGACCCGAAGGCCUUGGCCCUCCACUUCCUGUCAGCUGGGCUCAUCACUGUGUCCAUUCUUGAGAAAACCAACGAGUAUGUGAAUGAGACCAAGAGAGAGAAGGCCACCAGACUGUACACUGCCCUGCUGCGUGUGGUCAAACACCACCCCCACAAGUACCACGAGUUUGUCUCCACUCUCAGACUCAACCCACUACACACUGACUUGGUCACACAAUUAGAUAGCAAGUACAUGUAGUUUUUCUACACGUAACGUACAUGCAAAAUUAUAAUUGUGCAUACCAUCAUUCUUUUUUUGUACUUAAGAUUGAACAAAAAAUUCUUAUCUCAUAA
This is a messenger RNA of Halichondria panicea, 2742 nucleotides long. RefSeq lists its product as uncharacterized. Gene Ontology annotation, molecular function: protein binding. NCBI's taxonomy places the organism in Eukaryota, Metazoa, Porifera, Demospongiae, Suberitida, Halichondriidae. The coding region runs from base 239 to 2647 and encodes 802 amino acids. The transcript is spliced from 16 exons. The record is from RefSeq and is a predicted model, not a curated record.